Molecule: messenger RNA, 5266 nt
Organism: Mercenaria mercenaria
Lineage: Eukaryota; Metazoa; Mollusca; Bivalvia; Venerida; Veneridae
Exons: 12
Coding region: 1-2703 (900 amino acids)
Source: RefSeq, a predicted model, not a curated record
AUGGGCAGUGUGCGACACAUGUUUGAAAACACCAGUUCAACAGCCACAACUCUAAAAUUUAAAAAAUUAUCUGCUCCUGCAACAGAGGUCAGUGGAGGUGGGUAUGCCAGUAAAAUUGAAAUCAAGUACAGUGACUACAUGACGGGCGGACUAGAAACAUCGGCAACAACAUACACCAUAGAGAAUACAGCAGCAGGGAAGGCAAUAAGUGGCGUCAUGAAAUGCGACACCGCUACCAUGCCUACUUCUGUUAUAUUCAAUGAGAACGUAUCUGGGACUUCGCCAUUAACAGCGACAUACAACGGAGGCACUUGCUAUGAGGGAGGCAAAGCGUCGACUUUGUUUGAUUCAUCAUCAGACAGUGUCACACCAUAUGCUCUUGAUCUACAAGCCUAUCCUGGUCAUGUCUUACAACUAAGAGUUCGAGCAUGUGGCGAGGCCGUCUUGCAGUUUUUUAUGAAUGAAAAUGACCUGACGCACUCCUUGUUCCUCACCGUGACCCACAAACAAAUGACAGUCACAAAAUGUUUUCCUGAUUGCGGAACGGGACCGACAUUUGUAAUCGAUGAUACUGCAGGGUUCAAUUCUGGCGCGAGUGCUGACUGGGACUGUGAAGCAGAUAUGGCAUUUUUCUGGUUCCACCAGAAAACAGACAACAGUAAACACUACAUUUGUUUCGGUGUUGGAAAGUAUGAUGAGGCAGUCUGCACUGGAGCAGAAACAACCACUUAUUUCGAAAUAACCAGUCGAUUUAAAAAUGUCAAGAUGAUGGGCAUGGCUUCUGACGCUGCCUUCAACUGGGAUUUCGUGCAUACUGGAGGUUGUGAUCUAUACGAGUCGGACUGGCGAUGUAUGGACAGAUGGACGAACUGUUCAAUAUAUGGCACAAGUUUCUGUUCUGAUGCACAACACAAUGACUUUGCCGUAUCAUAUUGUGCAAAAUAUUGUGGAAAAUGUUUCGCUGACAGCUAUGGAAGAAAAUUUCUUGCGAAGACUCCCUACGUCAAUCCCAGUACAGAUUGUCUGAUGAUAGUGUCUCCUCUGAACAAACAGACCAAUGUAGCCGUCACUUUGAAAGAUACCAACGCAGGAACCGAGAAAGUUCAGCAUGGGGCACGAAAUCAUAACGGCGAAAGAUAUUACGACUGUUCUGAAUCACUGGGAAUUUUGGACGCCUAUACAAUUUUGUCUGACGAUGAGGUUGCAGUCAAUAUUCUGCUUACUUACAGUGGGGAAAUAAAAAGCUAUCGAAUUUAUCCUGUUGAUACUUUUGGUACAGAGGUUAUGGUACUGGAAUACAGUGAUGAAAAAAAAAGAUGUCGAUUUUUGUCCGAGCAUGACAGUGUCAACUAUGUAGCGUACUACUCAAUAAAUAAGUUGGGUGGUACAGGAGACUCGGAAGAUUCGGAAAGGGUGCAGUUAGGGGCAUUGUCGCAUCUGGCAACGACCAAUCUGAAUGAUAUGUCUGGAACAGUUUUUAAAUUUGAUAAACCGUCUACUGUGUUUUGUGGCGAUUUGUUCUCGAGCUCAACUGUUCACAAUCAGUACAAUCAACUUUUGCCGACAAAUACCUGGUCAACCGAGUAUGUGGUGCCUGCUUUUGAUGUAGAAGCUGUAAACCGACCGUUUGAUGGGAAGUUGUUCAUCGUCUCUAACGCUGACAACACCAUUGUGAAUAUAUCCGGUGGUUUUGACGCUAUCCAUGCUAUCUAUAACAGAGGAGACAAGAUUGAACAGGAAAUUGACGUGGGUGCAGCUUACAAGAUCAAAGCGUCUGAGAACAUCGGAGUUGGGUUAUACCUCUAUGAUCCAGCAGACCCGACCAAGGCGUCCUUCAACAUGUUAGUUCCGGCGCAAAGUUUUCACGAUACUGUCUUAACAUCCGUCCCCAACAACGUAUUGAAUGAUGUAGGCUUUGAUGUAACAGAAAUAAAAACAUACUUUAUUGAUGGAAACCUCAACGGCACAAUAGUGUCAAAAGAAGCAGACGACACAGAUCCGUUCUAUCGUCACGUGAGCAUUGGUAGUAGCAUAUAUGAAAUGACAGUAGUACAGUCUGGCACAGAAAAAUGGUUUGUGGUUCCAGGAAACGUUAAAAGCGCUGUCAUACAAAAUCAAGGGCAAGUGUGUGAAAUGUCACCUCAGUCUGACAAUGACGGCAUUGACAAUGAUUGUGAUGGACUUAUAGAUGAAGAUACUCGUUACAGUACCUAUGGCGUGUAUAGAGAAGACCGAGACCUUGAUGGAGGGUUUGGUGAAGAUUCUAGUGAAGUCCUCAAUGAACCAGUGGUAAUUAAGAAACCAAGAGAACCCAUCUGUCUGGAGAUAAAGAAACCCCCGGGCCAAUGUUGGACUAUAUGUUUUUGUAAAUGUUCAUGGGUAAAGAAGUACGAGGAGCAGAAAAACUUGACCCAUGAUGAGCUGGUAGAAGCCCAGCAAGAUGACAUUCAACAACUACAAAAUGAAUUACAGGUGGACGAAGACUCCCUGCAGACUGCAACAGCUGAAAAGGAGAGUGCCAGUGAUGAACGCCAGAGUGCAGCGAAUAUCGGUUAUAUUGGCAUAUGUAUGUUUGGUGUCGUCUUUGGCACGAUCUUCAUCAUGGACAUCUCUUCACUCGUCAGAGACUUGCGCAUCCUGUUUGCCAACUUGCGUGAAGGGUUUGAGCGACUUUCAGACUGCAUUAAAAGAAAAAUAUGUUAAACAUUUCAGUUCUUCUUGUAUAACUAAGUUAGAUCUAGUCAGCAAUAAUGUUUCACAAAAAUUAUCAAAAACAAGUUUUGAAUAAAGUUAUCAUAAGACGAUUAAUUUUAACUUUAUCCCUUACCCUGCUAAAUUUCUAUAAUGAACUUGUCCAUCUUUAAAUUUGGACAGUACCAUUAACUGUUAAAAGGGGUGCUUACAAAAAGAUACUGACUGAAUGGCGAACAGUGCAGAACAUGAUCAGACUGCACGAAUGUGCAGGCUGAUCUUGGUCUGCACUGGUCGCAAAGGCAGAAUCACUUGCCGCCAGCAGGCUAAGGGUUAAUGUAGUAGUCCGGUAACGACACUUGACAAUUUUCGUGCGGUUUCGUAUCAUCGUUUGAAAUUUUGGCAUACUUCGGCCAGAACUAAAAGUUGCAUUUCCGUAACGACCGGAGAAUAACGAACUCAUUCGGAAAAUACGUAAACGAACGGAAAAUUCCGAUUGUCUUUACGGGCCUACUACCUUACGAUAUGUAACUUGAUUUGAUUUUAGACGAUUUCCGAAUGGUAGUUUGAAGGACAAAUUGCACGGAAGGAUAAAAAAGAUUUUCUGAACCAUAUUUUUAAGAGAGGAGGACACAGUGAUUAAUCUGUUUUUUAUGUAGAGAACCUUUCAUUAUAAACUAUUUUUCCUUCCUCGAUUUCGUUUGUGCCAUAUGUAUUUGUGUUUAACUGGAGACAACUGUAAAGUAAGUUAUUCAUAAAUAAAGAGGAUACAAAUUAUUAAUAUUUUGAAUUGCUUGUAAGUGUUGUAAAUCUUACUUCUUCGAUAUCACAUAUAUAAUUAAAGCCGUUAGCUUCAGUAUGUGUCUCAAGUUUGUUUUGAAAGUAAUAAAUACCUCAAUUUCUUUUUAUAAUAUUAAAAUUAAAAUCAAUGUAAUUCAGUGAGUUUCGGGAAAACAAUGUUUUAAAUACUGAACAAAACAGAACAGAACAGAACUUACAUAUUACAAAAUAUAAGUAUUGUAUAAUAACAUGUGCACAGAAAAAUUGGAAAAGAAUCUGUUAAUUGUAUGAAUAAUAGAUUGGAAUUGACAUUGUCUAAAUACUAUGAAAACGAACAAACAAAUGUAUGUUUCUGUCUGGGGAAUUCUAGAUUUCAAAAAUCCAACUUGGCUCUGGUAACUAAGAAAUUAAUCCUGGUAAAAAAAUACUCGAACAAAGUUAACCGACAUGAAAAAAAAAUGAAUUAAAUGCAAUUCUUUCUCUGAAAACUGUGGGAAAAAAAUCUCUUAAGCUCACAAAACUGUAAAGUAAUAUGCUAUUCAUAUAAUAUAUAUUUAAUGAUACUGUAUGAGAGCUGAAAGUAUGUGAAAAGGGCAGAUAUAUUAUGCCUCGGCUAAUUGCUCAGUUUUGACUUGCUUAAUUUGUGUGGUAUACUGCUGAUAUAUUUAUAUAAUUCUUAUAAAAUUUAUGCUUUUUAACCUUUGCUAUGUAAAUAUUUACAACUUUCCUUGUAUCCUGAUAAUUUUUAUUCUGUUUUGCUUUUUACGUUUUAAUAUCAACCAUAAAUGUGUUAUCAUGCUUAGAUUCAAUGCAAAUAUGUAUUCAAACUUUUAACGUUAGCAAUAGGCGUUAUGAUAUUGAUGUAAAUUAAAAUACGAUUUACAUGAUUAUAUCAUUAAAUAUACUACCUUAGUGAUGGAUGCGCUGUCCUAAAAAAACUUUUAUUUUAUGAGUAGUUUGGCACAGGCAAAGAUAAAUUAUAGCUUUAUAUUUCUGUUAUAUGCGUGUAACGUUUUUUAGAAAUCUCUAGAAGUGAAAGAAACGGGAACAAAAUAGUCUUUAAAUGCGACUCAUCGCCAUUAAAAUAUGUUAGUAUACCAGAACAUGUUGUGUAUAGUUUGUAAUGUAUGUAACACGAUUUGUUUUCAUUUAUAUGCUACUUUCAGCAAAAUAUUGCAUUUUUUUCUAAAAAAAAACUAGGCUUUCGUUACAAUUUUUGUUCUAGACAUCUAAACUUUUGAAAAAGAAAAUGGUUCAACAAUGAGUAUAUAUAAUACAAAAAAUGUACCUUAAAUUUAACUCAGAUGGCUUAUAAACAUUGUUUACAAUAACAAAAUUUGCGUUAGGUAAGUAGACAUGUCGCCGUGACCAUUUAAUCAAAGGACAUACAUAGGCUGAACUGAAAUUUAAACUUAGACUUUAGAAUAUUGAAUUUGUAAUUAGGUCUAUUUUUUGAACGACUACUUUUUCAAAGAAGUUUUCCUUAAAGGUGUUUCUGUAAGUUACAAAAAGGUCUUCAAAAUAAUGUGCCGAUGCAAAAGUGAAUUAUAAAAAAAGGUAUGAAGACACUUAAAAAUUGAAAUCGACUAGAUACGUUGAUAAAUUUGGGCCUUGUAUAUUAAAGAUACCAACUGUUAUUUCAUUAACUUACUGCUUAUUUUUAAUGCCAUAAAUGUGUUACGAAUAUUUUUGUUAUGUUUUAGUGAUAAUAGCUUAUUUUAAAGAUUUUGCCACUCACAUAUUUGUACUUCACUGACAUCCCGUAGUUUGCUUGAAUAAAAAAGAAUAAAAACUC